Messenger RNA from Prorocentrum cordatum, 3543 nucleotides. The record is from the annotation of a GenBank genome assembly. NCBI's taxonomy places the organism in Eukaryota, Dinophyceae, Prorocentrales, Prorocentraceae.
AUGGACGUACAAGAGAAACUUGAGCCCAAGCUCAACCUUGCGCCUGCUGAGGCGGCUGGGAAACUCAUGAACGCGUUCAAUCAAAUGAUCAAGGACCACAACGACCCCCUCAAGUUCAUCAACAGUAUGCUCCCGACUCCAGAGAUGGUAUCAGAGUACGUGGACUGCUUGGUCAAGGACAUACUCCCAUCAGUUCCAGACGUGAUCUACUUGACCAAGCGCAACAGCACGCCGGUGAAUCGGAACGAGUAUGCUGAGAAGACCCCAGUGUUCGUUCACUUGGGAAUGCUGGGGUGGAAAGAGGGCAUGUUCCCGAAGGAGGCCCCUGAGGCUUCUGUGUGCGCUCGUAUAUGCGAGGAGAUCAUCAAGGACGGGUUCAACUCGAGCGCUGAGCCUGUGCUGCUGUGGCAGCCUCCGGAGUUCGACGUCCCAGGGGAGAAGUUCAAGAUGGCUUAUGGCAUCGAGGAGCUUCAAGAUGAGGAGUGCAUCACAUUGUUGUCCAUUGGGUGUGCGAAAGGACAGGCACGCAUCAUCACUCUCCAUGCCAUCAUGUUGCUCUGUGUCAUGUCUGACAUCUACGUGGAGCAUUCGUACCCGGUGAUCUGGAACACGUGUCGGAGCCUGGCAGCGCACAACCUAGAUCUGAGCUCGCUGUCCGAAGUUGCUAUCUUCAAUGCCAAGAUGAGUUCCCGGGGCAGCAUACGGCGAGCCCCAUCUGUGGGGUCCUGGUUAGGCACCUUCAGGAUCUUGCAGAAGAAGGGGGGCGACACGCCAGAGGUCAUGAUCCAGAAGUGGAACGCUGUUUCAACUAAAGCUGACAAGAUUGUGGGCGCGAAGCACCAGAGCCUCGUGACUGUCAUGAAGUUGCCAGACGAGGUGCAGGCCAUGUUGCUUGACAUCAUUCGCCAAUAUGGCUGGCAACAUUCCCCAUUCGCUGACGAUACUCUCAACACGAAGAGGCUUACUGUUGGCUUCAAGGCUAAAAUGGUUACGAAAUCCUGGCAAACACGUACGAUGGUGACUCAAGAGUCUAUCAAGUUAGUCUUCCGGCAUCUGUCCAGUGUGUGGGCUUCACGUUUGAGUACAACCAGGCGUCCAUUGGACAAGGCUACCUUUGAAGAUUACAUCUCUAUUGCUGCGCUGUGUCAAAACAUCACCAACACUGCCAUCGAGAUGCACCCGGCGCUUGAGCCGUCAAUAACAGCUUCGUUCCUCAAUGCUUGGGCAGCGAAUGACUCUACUGUUGACGUGGAGUUGCGCACAGCGUGGGCAGAAAAAAGCGAGACCUUCAUAAUGGCUGACAUCAGUGUCCUGAAGGAGAUCUUGGAAUCCCAGAUUUCGCACGGAGCGCCACAGAUCGCGAAGAAAGAGAGCCAGCUGAACGUGGAGGCCACAAAGAUCCAAAAGGCCACUUGUGAGCUCACCAUCGAGAAGAUCAACUACGACAUGCAGGUUUACGUCAACCACUGCAUCAAGUGCAAGGACAGAGUGUCUGCGCAAUACCACCAGGUCAACGAGUGGCGGAAAGAGCGCGUACACGCUGCUACCAAAGUGGCAUCUAACUUUCUCAAGGAGCAUGUGAUGAUCAUUACUGGUGGCAAUACUGAGGAGUGGCAUUCGCAAUACACGAACUUCAAAGAGAAGAUUGGGAAGGCUAUUGGAUCAGCGACUGGUGACAUUGUCUCAGUCUGCGUGCUGAACUGGGUGGCUCCAUGCACAGUGAGUUCCUUUGAUCAGAAAACGCAGGCCAGCAUGAUCGGUGCGGUCAUGAGCGAGUCCCAGACACACAACAUGGGUCUCAUCCUCAUGCCGAUGUUCAGCCACAAACAGAACAUGCUGUGGUUGACUGAGACUUCUGCGUUGCAGCAAUUGGGUGAGCAUCGCCUUGCUUUUGACGUGCCCUUCCAGCUGAGAUUUGGAGCGCACAACGACAAGAGGGACGAGCGCCCGCUCAACUACCAUGGUCGAGUGGUUUCCCCAUACACAGCGAAGGCCCACAAAUCGAUGUGGAAGACCGUGCCUGUCAUCAAGGAUAAUGCGACACCACCAGCGAUGCACGUCAGCGCAGCAGAUAUGGUUGUAUGCGAAGACAUGUCUGAGGACGCGCUCCCGGCAACCAUCGACAACAGUCCCGGUGGGUAUGGGCACAUGAGCCGUGGGAAGAAGUUCGGGCAGAUUGGCACGCCGGCUUACGAGUCACUCCUACAGGGCACCAUCUUGGCACUGCCUUCAGAUGCUGUUCGAACUACGGCUGCCAUCAUCUUCCAUGACCUCAACGUGCACGUGGGGGACGGGCUGGUUGCAUACAUCAACCAGUUCUCUGAGUUCAAGAUCCCAGUCUACUUCUGCGGUCGAUGCGCCAGUGCUGAUGAAACAGAGUGCGCAAUGGAGCGCGCGAGUGAUGAGGUCACUGCGCUUUUCUUAGCUGGCAAGCUUACCAGGCGCAACAGUGAGAAGCCCAUGGCAGAGAAGCCUCCGUCAGAUGUGCUGCUUGCUCUCCCACCAGAGCCAGUGCUCCAGACUUUGUCAUGGAAGGAUGCCCCUGAGGGUUCCAACAUCAAGCAGGUCCAGAUAAUCGAGAGCAUCUACAAGGAGUGGUCAGACCAUGCUGACACUGACAUACAGCAGUUGUUCAACGACGCGUUGGACUGUGUGCAGGAAAAGUUCGGUGUAGAUGUGAGGCCAGUGUCAGCGGCAACUACAUUGUCCUUGAAGAGGCCCAACGGAGAUGACAACACUGCUACCCCGGUAAAGCGGCCCAAGGUGGAACCUACCACGCCAAGGGCUCCCUCGCCAGAUGCAGUGAAGGCGGAGACAACGCAGCUCAUCGUGCCCAUCGCUGAGCUUAAAGGGUCAGUUCUGGCUCAGUGCACUGUGGGUUCAGGCCGCGCCAAGGCUUUAGAGUUGCAGGUGUUCAGCGACAAGAAGAACGAGAUCGUCCUUGUCAACCCUGGCGACAAGGUUGUCGAGCUGCAGAAGCACACUACUCUUGCACUAUUUGGCACUGGUCGCUUCAAGCACGUGGCUGGUGGCAAGCAGCAGCAAGGAAACAAAAAAGACGCCAUUGAGGAGAUGAAUCCGGCAACAGACAUUCUCUACCGCCUGGUGAACGAGAAGUCACAGGUCAUCCACCACAACAAGAUGGUUGCAGUGGGAAGCGUUCUUGACGAAGUUCGGGUGUCAAACCCAGCCAAAGCAAUUGUCGCUUACCAUGACAUGGUAGAGAAAGCUGUCGAAGGAACACUGGGAUGCUUCGACUUGGAGCUGCGUUGUGGAGUGGCAUACAGCAUGCCAAAGGAGUUGAUGAUCGGCAGUGCCAAGCCAGAGCAGACUGAGAAUGGCAAAACACCACAGACUAAGUUCGGAGCCUUGCUCCCAGCCUCUUCGUGGGCGACGUCUGAGUCUGAGGUCGCUUGGGGGGUGAAGUGGUCUCGCAAAGGCUUGAUGCCUGUUGCGCCGAGGGUGGUGCUUGUCCGCUCAGUGACGCUCCCGCCGGCCUCGGCGCUCGUUUUCAGCAGCAGCAGCAGCAGCGCAGGCGCCUAA